CCCGCGAAGCGCAUGCGAACGUUUCGUCUCUCCUCCCGGACUUUGGCUAUCAAAUCGACUGCAGAUUUUGGACUUCAGUUAUAUUCAUCUUUGUUUCUGAUUUUCUUCCUUCAGGCAGUAGAAGACUGAGAAUUAGAAGAAAUGGGCAGUAGAAACCUUGAGAAUCGUUCAUUGGUUGAUGAAAUACGUAGCUUCGAUAGCGGAGGUUUCUUGUACGACCUUGGCCAUCCUCUUCUCAAUCGCGUCGCCGAGAGCUUCAUCAAGGCCGCCGGGAUUGGGGCAUUGCAAGCUGUGUCUCGCGAGGCUUAUUUUACGGCUGCGGAAAGUCUUGAUUCGAACAGUGGAGUGCCGCCUGAACUAUCGACUGCUAAAAAGCAUCGUCUUCCAGGCCUUAAAGGUGAAACUAACAGAGUGUCUCUUGAAGCCAUGGUGAAGAACACGGGAAAAGAAUCUCUGCAAUGGGGAUUAGCUGCUGGAGUUUAUUCUGGUCUUACCUACGGUUUAAGAGAGGCUCGUGGAGCACAUGAUUGGAAGAAUAGUGCAAUCGCAGGUGCAAUCACGGGCGUGGCUUUGGCACUAACAUCAGACGAGUCUUCUCACGAGCAGAUCGUACAAUGCGCCAUCACCGGCGCUGCUGUUUCCACGGCUGCAAAUAUUUUUGCUGGCGUAUUUUAGGUAGGUCGCCGGCGGAGCCAUUUCACAGAAUUCGACAUGUCGUUCAUGUUCUAUUUCGAUGCGUGGUCAUCAGAAUUCUCCACUCUCUCUUUCUUCUGAAGAAAACUAUAAUUUGGUUCGUCUCUUUUGGAUUUUGGUUUAAUCCUCGUUGUCCUCUGACGCCUUGUUCUUCGUCGGCUUAAUUUUUUAUUUUUUAUUUAA
Momordica charantia (bitter melon) is the source of this 876-nucleotide messenger RNA. It is a transcript of the gene ATOEP16-2, whose product is annotated as Mitochondrial import inner membrane translocase subunit Tim17/Tim22/Tim23 family protein. The record is from RefSeq and is a predicted model, not a curated record. NCBI's taxonomy places the organism in Eukaryota, Viridiplantae, Streptophyta, Magnoliopsida, Cucurbitales, Cucurbitaceae. Gene Ontology annotation, cellular component: chloroplast outer membrane. Gene Ontology annotation, molecular function: amino acid transmembrane transporter activity.